AUGCCCGGCAUGAUCUGCAAGAUCAUCUCCUUGGCGCUGGCUAUUUCAUCCGGCUUCCUUGGACAGCAGGCCCAAGCUCAGGCUGUGGCGAAGACCCAAUGCGCGUCGAGUGUUCAUGCUAUCAUUGCUCGGGGUCAAGGCCCUGGCGAUGAUUUGAAUGUCAUGGCCAAGGUUCAGAAUAUGAUCUUGGAUCAGAUUCCGGGUUCGACUAGCCUUGGCCUGCCAUAUGACCACGAUGCUGAUGACAAGUUUACCGCGGUUCACAACGGAGCGCUUUUGAUGCAGAACUAUGUCACAGAGUAUCUCAAGAUUUGCCCAGAAUCGAAGAUUGCCCUGAUCGGAUACUCCCUUGGCGCUGUUACCAUGAUGGAAGCCGUCUGCGGCACGAGCUCCCUGUUGCUGAUUCCCACUCAGCCCUUUGACGCGUCCUUGAACGAAACCAUUAUUGCCGCUAUCGCCUACGGUGAUGAGACCUUCGUCCCCCUACAGCCAUGGGACGUGGGCGACUGCACAGUUGGCCUAGGAAUUUUCCCGCGCCUGCUCCCAAUUACCUGCGAGCCGUUUGCCUCCUCACUGCAAAGCUACUGCGAUUAUGGCGACGACCAGUGCUGCGCAGCCUUACCCGCGGACGACAACGAGGCUCACCACGGUUACGUCAACAAAUAUAGCCAGGAUGUGGUCAACUUCAUCAAGGGUCGAUUGAAUGGCAGCGUCGUCUGA
Penicillium atrosanguineum is the source of this 720-nucleotide messenger RNA. RefSeq lists its product as uncharacterized. Gene Ontology annotation, molecular function: hydrolase activity. The transcript has 4 exons. Lineage: Eukaryota; Fungi; Ascomycota; Eurotiomycetes; Eurotiales; Aspergillaceae. The coding region runs from base 1 to 720 and encodes 239 amino acids. The record is from RefSeq and is a predicted model, not a curated record.